AUGGAUCGGCGCUAUUCUGGGCUAACCACGGUAGGCUUCAGUGUCCUAGCGUGCAACUCGGCGCUCGCCGUCUGCAAAUCCUGGGGCGACGCAGGCGCCGUCGCGUUCGUGCUCGUCGCGGACGCGGCCCUCGUCCUCCUCUUCGUCUGCCUCCGUGAGUUCGAGCGUCGCCGCGGCAGGGCAGGGAGCGGCAGGGUCAAGGCCGCGGUGUGGGCGCUCACCGCGCUGCUGACGGCGAUGUUCGCGUCCAGGGUGGCUCCGCUCAUGCCGCCGCCGGUGGACGCCCUGGUCUGGGGCAUGGCCGUGGCCACGGCCGCCGGCGGGCUGUGGGCCUUGUUCUUCAACUAG
Miscanthus lutarioriparius is the source of this 348-nucleotide messenger RNA. NCBI's taxonomy places the organism in Eukaryota, Viridiplantae, Streptophyta, Magnoliopsida, Poales, Poaceae. The record is from the annotation of a GenBank genome assembly.